Molecule: messenger RNA, 1167 nt
Organism: Gigantopelta aegis
Lineage: Eukaryota; Metazoa; Mollusca; Gastropoda; Neomphalida; Peltospiridae
Exons: 6
Coding region: 161-1006 (281 amino acids)
Source: RefSeq, a predicted model, not a curated record
AAUAUUCGGUUUUUAGCUUUGCACUUCGUCGGUCACAAGGUUCCCGCCAUCCCGGGAAGAAGUUUUUAGACUAGCGUCAUACAAAUGCUGUAACAUUUCACACGAAUAAUCGAUGAAUCAUACCUUAACUCUGUCUGAACUGUCCUGAUUUUAGAAAACUAUGUGUUUUAAGAUACAGACAGUGCGCUACCUGGAGUAUUUAUCCCCUGGAAUAUCUGAGGAUUUCUUUGAUAUGAUCAAACAGUAUUUAGACAUUGAAACAGGGCGUCAGUCAGUUCUGUCCCAUGAAGAACUGUUGAAUGGUUGGUCAGUAGAUGACGAUCCAUUUUCUGUAAAUAAUGUAGAUGUUGCUUUUGUGGAAUCCUCUUAUUUUCUCGAACUUGUGAAAAAGAAGGAUAAAUUUGUUCAACUCUGCUCCGCCGCUCCCGUCCAUCUGCACUCCAGAACACAGAACAAACCCUACUACUUCUCUGAUAUUGUGGUCCAUUCAGAUAAAAUAUCUAGAUAUAAAGAAUUGAACGACUUGAGGGGUUACCGAUGGGCAUAUAAUGAAGAAAACUCUCUUAGUGGUUGCCUUAUUGUCCUGGCUGAACUCAACAGAAUGGGAACCGGUUCCUACUUCUUUGGAAAUAUUCUACAAUCAGGAUCACAUCUGAAUUCUAUCAACAUGAUUCUGGAUAAUAUUGUGGAUGCAGCAGCUAUAGAUUCCACCGUUUUGAAUACAUUCAAGAAACUGAAUCCCAAUCAAGCUGCCAAGCUGCAUACUUUGGAAUCACUUGGACCUCUGCCAAUACACCCCAUUGUGUUCAACAGACGCCUUCCAGCUUGUUUCAAGAAGAAAAUAACAAAAGCACUUCUAGAAAUGAACAGGAAACCUCUAUGGAAGUCACAUCUGCUAGAGUUUGAUGUCACUGGCUUUGUUCCCAUAGAUAUUUCACUUUACAACUUAGAAUUACAAAUAAAGGAAGAAGUGAAAUUCACAAGACUCAGGCCUACUUAUUACUGACAGUUUGAUACAGUGCCAUGCAAAAGCAAUCAGAAUUAAAAUGUGUAUUGUAUCAAAGCACAUUCUAAGACGACAUACAUCAAAAUUUCCCCUUUUAAAAAUCAUUGUACAGUAUCAAGUGAAAUGUGUGAUUUUUAAGUGAAAUAAAUAUUAGGACAAUU